UCUGUCUACGUGCCUUUCACCUCGUAUGAACUCUCUCAUCUUGCCUACAUCAGCCCGCCUCGCAGGAUGCUGAUCUGAGAGUCAUCCAGCACUUCUCUGCAACAGGUGAGACCUGUCACACACAGCUGUUCACGCUCUGCCUCACUGUUGAGUCGAAUAGUUAUUUUUAUAUAUAUAUAUUUGAUUUUCUCUUCAGGUAUUUGAAUAACUAGAGGACAAAAAAAAUGUCUGCAUUUUUCCAAUUGCUGAGAAAGAGAAAGGAGUUGAUCCCUCUGAUUGGGUUCACGGGAUUAGCUGCAACAGGAGCCGUUUCUGCUGCUUUCUACUUUCUACUUACUAAAAGUGAUGUCAUACUGAAUAAGACCACCAACCCACAACCAUGGGAGAGAGUGGACCCAACCAAACCCCAGAAGCUCAUCACCAUCAACCAGAAGUGGAGACCAGUGGAGGAGCUGGAGCUGGUGAAGAGCCUGACCAAGUGAGCAAAAAAAGGCCGACAUCUGCUUAUAAACAUCCACAGUGUGACAAACUGCCCGCCCAUCUGCCCGCCUGACUGCCCACCUCCACGCCAGUCCCCCCCCCCAUCAGUCUAACAGAAUCCUUUCUGCACAAACUAGGAAUCUUUGACACUCAGUGUGCGGAAAUGCUUCUGCUCCACUGGUGGGGUUUGACCCUCCCGAGUCCAAGGACGUCCAUCCGAAACAAUAGACAACUGUGAUAACAGUUAGUUAAACUGUCGUGACGUCAGCCGGUGGUCACACAGCGACCCAGAUGUUCUUGCGGUAGAUGUGAAUGUGUGUAAAAAUGUAAACUGAGUAAACAAUGUUCUGUACAGUGCUAUUAAAUUAUUAUUGUGUGUAAACAUUGUUCUUCAUGUUCUGUCGUAUGAGUAAAAGUAAUAUUUCUUUCCAACUUCACCUGCCUCUCAGAAAGUGUUUGGCAUGAACUGAUGAUAAAUACAGUGUUUGUCACUUCACUGUGAGAUCGCUUUAGAUUCAAUUUUAAAUGUGUUUUAUCAUUUGAGCUUACACAUUUUAUAGAGGCAUCAAAUUUAUGAUUUGAACUUUUUUUAACUUAUGACAGGAAAAGUGUCACUUCUUAUGUAGCAAACACAGUCAUAUUCAUUUGUGCAAUGAUAUUCUCCAUGAAUAAAGCAUAUUCUCACUUUAA
This is a messenger RNA of Solea senegalensis (Senegalese sole), 1170 nucleotides long. It is a transcript of the gene coxfa4l3, whose product is annotated as linkage group 7 C15orf48 homolog. The transcript is spliced from 4 exons. The record is from RefSeq and is a predicted model, not a curated record. Bases 225 to 482 code for a protein of 85 amino acids. NCBI's taxonomy places the organism in Eukaryota, Metazoa, Chordata, Actinopteri, Pleuronectiformes, Soleidae.